Molecule: messenger RNA, 3571 nt
Organism: Carcharodon carcharias (great white shark)
Lineage: Eukaryota; Metazoa; Chordata; Chondrichthyes; Lamniformes; Lamnidae
Gene: get1
Product: guided entry of tail-anchored proteins factor 1
Exons: 5
Coding region: 57-569 (170 amino acids)
Biological process (GO): tail-anchored membrane protein insertion into ER membrane
Source: RefSeq, a predicted model, not a curated record
GUUUAACUCCGCUCUUGUCGUGUCUUUUUUUUGGGGUGGGGUUAAAUAUUAGCAACAUGGCGGAGAGCUAUGCGUGGUUGUUAGUGCUUGGUUCAGUUCUGCUAUGCAGUCUGUUCAAGAUGCUGCUGCCGACCCUCUCCUUACUUAUAGCCAAACUUCUACAGAAAGAUGGAGAGACUGAGCUCCAAAUGAGAAUUGAAAUUGGAAACAUGAAGCAGGAGUUAGCAACGAUCAGCAUGAUGGAUGAGUUUGCUAGAUAUGCACGGCUGGAGCGCAAGAUCAACAAAAUGACCGAUAAGCUGAAAACUCACGUGAAAACAAGGACGGCACAGUUAGCGAAGAUCAAGUGGGUGGUGAAUAUUGUAUUUUAUAUUGUUCAGGCAGUUUUAAUGAUUUCCCUGAUACUGAAAUAUUAUUCCGAACCUGUUGCCGUGCUCCCACGAAAAUGGAUGGCACCUUUGGAGCGGAUGGUAGCUUUCCCGACUGGAGUAGAAGGUGGAGUUGGAAUUACCUGCUGGCUCCUGGUCUGCAAUAAAGUUGUGGCUGUUGUGUUACAGCCGUUGACCUGAAAUGUGACCCUGGGAACCCAUAUUUUAUUUAUUACUUUGGUAGCUCCCCUUCGAUUCAGCUUUUUUUAAAAAAAAAACUUUCUUUGUGGUUUCAAAAUUGCUUGCAAAGCCAGUUUGUAAGGUAAUUUUUUUUUUAAAUUACAUCGAUUUAAAUGGGGAUGGUGAAGAAGAAUCAGGUAAUUAAAUUUUGUUAAGCACGUAGAUUUUGGAGACCAAUUUAAUAGAAUUGGCGGGUUUUGGUUGUUUUGAAAUUGGAUGGUGGUCUUUAAGAAUAGUUGUGAAUGACAAUCUCAACUUUUUUUUUUAGUGCCUGGAAAAGCACGAGUCAUAAGUGGUGAUGCCAAAUUACAUUUUUGGUGGUCUGCGUGUACCAGUUCAUACUCUGAUGUUAAGUUCCUUUGGUUUUGUGAAGGAGCUGCAGCCAAGGAGUUGUGUUAUAGUCAUUUGAUCAUAGGUUCGCAUCUCAUAGCAAUUAGUUUCAAAGGGUAACUUUGCGUUUCAGUUUUAAACACCAAAUACAAUGUCCAGUGCUGACAGGAAGCUAAGUAAUUAAAAUAAGAACUGGAACAGAACCUGAAUAGUGGAUUAACACCAUUAGCAAAGCUUGAGGUGGAAAGCUUGUAAUUAGCAAUUUUGGUCAUAAAAAGAAUGAGGUGCCAGAACUUGUCUCUGGAGUGGAGAAAUUAGAUGUGUUACACAUCCGAUAGUUGUCAGGUGUUUUAGGUGGAAAGGUGAGAGGAUAUUGGGUGAGAAUGGGAUGAAACAAGGUGGGUAGGAGUAGCUUUCCUGGCAAAAAUAGCCCACUGAAAAUCACCAUCUUGGUAUAAGCAUGAAAACAGCUCACCAGGUGUUCAUGCCACUAAUAUCCUUGGAAUCCUAUCCCAAGGUGAAAUGUCAUGACCGACAGGGAAGAGUAGAUAAGUGAAGGGAAACAUCCAAACUGCAGGAAGCCUAGCACAGAACAGUAAGCACUGUACACAGUAAAUCUUGUGCAGUGUUGUGAAUGUGUUAUAGCGGGCAGUUCAAUUUUGCUUGAACAGAUGUUUUUGAAAACCUGAAAGAAUAACUUAGAGAUACUGAUAAGUGAGAGGUCUUUCGGGCAGGAGUUUUUACUUUAAGAGCAAUGUAAAUAUUCUUGUAAGAAAAUAAUUGAUUCAACUGAGUUAAUUUUGGGUUCCCUUUUUUAAAAAAGGAUUUGUUCAAAUCAGCAAUAGAUGAUGUACAGUUUUUCAGAAAAUUGAGAGUGGUGUUUCUGAUCUUCUACACACGUAUUAGUGGGAACCAUAGAGAGUUGCAAAGCUGUAGUUUAGUAGAGAAAAAAAAUCAGUGCUUUUUUUUUCUGUCCUAGCCUGAGGGAAUUGGAAGAGCUCUUGCUCCUUAACGCUGUUCUAAUGUUGUUGCUAGGUCCUCUGUGCUCAGAGGCUGAGGGAUGACUUUUUGCUUUCAUUAUUCCCUUCAGGUCUCCAUUAGUACUUCCCAGAAUAACUCCUAUUGAGAUUAUGCGCUAAUUACAAAUUGCACAGUGAAAAGUAAUUGUACCUAUGCAAGGAAGACCCAAGUGCAAUGGCACAGAAUUGAUAGAUGGAACCAGUAUUGCUGUGGCAGCCUCUAGAUGACAAAUUGGUCAUUUUGUGAAGUCUCAAGUGCAAUCAUUUGCAAGAUUCCAGGAGGGUGAGAUUUAAGAAAUCUGUAAUUCACGCAAUUCUCUUUUCUGUUGGGUGUGACUUUUACUUUGAAACCAGGGGAUAUAGAUAGCUUCAUAGUUAUACUGCAUAGGAGGAGGCCAAUUGGUCAGUCAAGUCCAUGAUGGCUCUUUCUAGAGCACACCAGUCAAUCCUAAUCCCCUAGCCUGCAAGUUUCUUUCCUGCAAGUAACCAUCCAAUUUUCUUCUGAAAUAACCAUAUCUGCUUCUACCAACCUCUUGGCAGCAAGUCCUACUAGCAGCCUGUGUUUUCUCCAUAUUCUCCCUGUAUCUCUUGCCCAAAACCUUAAACCCAUACCCCCUAGUCCUGGUACUAUCAACAGUUGGAAACAGCUUGUCAUUGUAUUAUAAAUAUCAAGGGUUUUUUUUUGCCCUUGAAGCUACUGUCAAUCUUUAACCUGAGAGAAAAAAAUGGUUUAAAGGAUAUGCUGAUGUAAAUGUUAAUUUUUAGCUUUCUCUAAGCAUUUAAGAAGCAGUCUUUACUGAUUUCUAACUGCCUUCAUUUUUCUAACAGAAUUUCUUACUUGUUUCAAGUGACCAUGUUUGUUUCAAUGUUUGUGUUGUUUGGAGUUGAACAUGGUGCACAUUAAUGUAUUUCUUCUCUUUCAGUCUUCACCAGUAUUUGUUAACACUGCAUUGUUUGAAAAGAAGACUGUCUCCAGGAUCUUGCUAAACUAGCAAGUACUGUUGAUUUUUUUUUCUCUUGCCAGAGCCAUUUCCUCCCCUCUUGAAGUCAACUUCAUGAUAAAGUACACUUUCCUUGGGCAGUGGGGGUUCCCUUAGGGUACCUUACCCAAUUGGCCAUUCUCCACCUGUAGUCUUAACAGACAAUACAGUGGCUGCAAGAGAAUGUCCUUAGUGUUUGUUGCCUCAGAGUGUCUUGUUCCAAGAAGUCAAUAAAUGUAGGACUCCUCUUUCAGUGGUGCAGUGCAUUGGAGCUGCAGUAUGUAAUGCCUCAAAUGAGGACACCAGUUUAAUGCCCCUCCCAAUCUACUGCAUUCCUGAUCUUGGUAUGAUUCACAGGGCAAAUUUGAAAGGAAGAUUACUUUUCCGUACCUUUCCCAACAGUACUCGGUGAUCUUCAGGGCGUAUUUUAUAUGGGAGCCAGUGAGGAGUAAGGUCAGAGGAAUGAAAUAAAUUAAUUUUAUAAAUUGACUGGGGGAACAAAAUGGUUAGUUGAAUAUGACUGCACCAUACACUUAAGAGGUGGUAGAAGCAAAUCUAUAAGUCUUUUGUAUUAUUAGUUACAUUGUGCCUGAUUUAGAUGUAAUGCCUGUUAAUAAACAUUGAUUGUUCCUUA